Molecule: messenger RNA, 237 nt
Organism: Puccinia graminis f. sp. tritici CRL 75-36-700-3
Lineage: Eukaryota; Fungi; Basidiomycota; Pucciniomycetes; Pucciniales; Pucciniaceae
Exons: 3
Coding region: 1-237 (78 amino acids)
Biological process (GO): superoxide metabolic process
Molecular function (GO): metal ion binding
Source: RefSeq, a predicted model, not a curated record
AUGCUGGAUUGGAAGCUGGAAAAGACUAUACCUACUUCAGAUUUGUCCGGAAAGCACGGUGUUUUGAAAGGCAACGGUCAGACAGAAACCCCGCUCCCCGUAUACUACGAUGGCAAUCUCGCAUUGACAUAUUCUCGAAGAGGAAUCCUGGGCAAAAGUAUUGUGAUUGUCGACUCAACUGGUAAAGCAGUUGCUUGUGGUAACGUGGUAGAUCCAAAUGCACCUGCUACUGCUUGA